Molecule: messenger RNA, 1395 nt
Organism: Antrostomus carolinensis (chuck-will's-widow)
Lineage: Eukaryota; Metazoa; Chordata; Aves; Caprimulgiformes; Caprimulgidae
Gene: CEP55
Product: centrosomal protein 55
Exons: 8
Coding region: 1-1395 (464 amino acids)
Biological process (GO): regulation of phosphatidylinositol 3-kinase/protein kinase B signal transduction; establishment of protein localization; mitotic cytokinesis
Cellular component (GO): midbody
Source: RefSeq, a predicted model, not a curated record
AUGAAUUCCAAGAGCGCCAAAGAUAUAAUUAUUGGGAAGUGGGGCCUGAAGGCGGGCGGCUCCAGGCCUGAGGCUGAUCUCGAGAGGCGUAAGCAGGGGAAGGCGGCCCAGAGGAACUCGGCGGAGGAGGUCGCGAAAGGGAAAAGCAGAGUGACUGAUCGGGAGAGGAACGGGCUCCUGGAGAAAAUACUUUCCCUUGAAAAAGAACAAGAAAAAUACAACCAUCUUCUUGGAGAGAAGGACAAAGAAAUUCAAAACCUGAAAGACAAGCUUAAAUCUAAAAACAAGAAUAGUGAAGUCUCCUUGUUACAAUGUCAACUACAGGAAAAGACAAAGGAAGCAGAAAGGAGAGAACAGUUACUUCAGUCUCUGUCAGAAGAAAUUAACCAGUUAAAAUGCAGUUUGUCCACUGUUACUGCAAAAUGUUCUGAGCUUGAAAACAGAGCCGGUGCUUUUCAGGCAUACCAGGAAACUGUAACAAACAGCACUGGAUCACCAACUAAUCUUUAUGAAGUUGAAAAACAACUGAAAGAUGCUCUUGAGAAAAACCAACAGUGGCUACUGUAUGACCAGCAACGUGAAGCGUAUGUCAGGGGACUGCUUGGAAGGAUCUUUGAACUUCAACAGAAGUCAGAAUUAGUUCGCCAACAAGAAUCUGAAGAAUUCAAUUCAGAAGGUUAUCUACAAGAGGAGAAGCAACAACAUUAUGACCAGCUGUUACUAAAGGCUAAGAGCGACCUUGAGAUUGAAAGAUGGACUAUAACCCAGCUGAGAUCUGAACUUAACGAAUUCAAAACAAAGUAUGAAGAAACACAACAAGAAAUAAUGAGUUUAAAUGCCUUAAUGCACUCACAACAGGUUGCUGAAAUGAAGACUCUAGAAAAUGAAAAUAAAAUAAAAGGAGAGAAAGUGCAGGAACUAAAACAAGAAAAUGAAACUAUUAAAGGACAGCUCAGAGAAGAAAAGAAAAAGUCUGACAAUCUUUUAUGUCAGGUGCAACUUCUUCAUAAAUCAUUGCUCAAACAGCAGGAGCAACACACCAGGAUAGCUUUGUUGGAACAACAGAUCCAGAUAUGCACCACAGAGCUUGAGAAUGAAAAGCUUGAUCACCAGAACUUGCAGCAUCAGUUAAAUAAAGUCCUUAAGGAGCUACAGAAGGCCAGGGAGCAAAUAACCCGUCUGGAACCUCUGAAUCUCCAGGAAUCUGGAUGUAAGGAACUACAAGAAGAUUUGCAAGCUGUGUUGGAAAAGCUGACCAUGUAUGACAGAAGUCCUCCCCUGAAACAUUCAAGCAUUCUUGAUGAAAGUUUUCUUGAGUGUCCAAGAUGUAAAGUGCAGUAUCCAACAAGCCAGCACAGAGAAUUACUAGCACAUAUUGACUUUUGUACAGCUUGA